AUGAUAGAUCCGACACAAUCCGGGGCAUUGGNAAUCGAUCUGUUGCAGAAACACAAGUCAUUGGACGCCAUUCUGUCCAAAUUGGAUCGAACCAAAUACCCAGUCCCCGAAGAUUGGCCGUACGCGGAGGCAAAGAAAUUGUUUCUCAAUCCGGAUGUGGCUGAUCCGGACACAAUCGAGAUCAAAUGGAACGAACCAGACGAGGACGGUUUGGUCGAAUUUAUGUGCAAUAAACACGGCUUCAAGUCAGUUCAAUUUUUUCACUUUGUGCAUAAUUUUGUGACAAUUGUCAAUUGUGGUUGGGAUGUAGCGAAUGGAUUGUGA
Messenger RNA from Echinostoma caproni, 324 nucleotides. The record is from the annotation of a GenBank genome assembly. Lineage: Eukaryota; Metazoa; Platyhelminthes; Trematoda; Plagiorchiida; Echinostomatidae.